Messenger RNA from Cyprinodon tularosa, 2811 nucleotides. It is a transcript of the gene wdr75, whose product is annotated as WD repeat domain 75. Lineage: Eukaryota; Metazoa; Chordata; Actinopteri; Cyprinodontiformes; Cyprinodontidae. Gene Ontology annotation, biological process: positive regulation of transcription by RNA polymerase I; positive regulation of rRNA processing. The record is from RefSeq and is a predicted model, not a curated record. Gene Ontology annotation, cellular component: nucleolus. The transcript has 21 exons. The coding region runs from base 76 to 2577 and encodes 833 amino acids. Gene Ontology annotation, molecular function: RNA binding; protein binding.
UGUCCGCCAGAAGAAGAAGGAGGAACAGAAGAAGAAGAAGGACCGGGCGGAAGUGACGUCAGCCGGGAUGAAAACAUGGUUGAAGAGAGUGAAAUCCGCGUGGUUCAUCAGGGAGGCAGUAAAAUCACCUUCAGGAAGCCGCUGAUCAGCUCCGACAGCAGGUUCCUGCUCUGCGCCUCCGGCCACCAUGUGAAGGUGUUCAGCAUCCUGACCGAGGAGUGUGUCCAGGAGCUGCGGGGACACACCGACCUGGUUACCGGGCUGCUGCCCCGGGCCUCCAACCAUCUGCAGAUCUACUCCUGCUCAGUAGAUGGCACCGUCAGACUGUGGGACUUCACAGAUGGCGUUCUCAUCAAGACCUUCGCCGUCGGAUAUCCCAUCUACUCCUUCUACGGCUCCUCCACCCACCAGGAGGUGCUCUUCAUCGUCACGCCCUCACAGAGGAAACGCUCAUCAGAUGCGUUCCAGCUGCUUGCCAUCCGUCUCCCGCAGCGCUCUGACCAGCUGGUGGACGCCACCGAUGUCUCUGUGGUUCUGGAGGAUGUCGGCUCCAACCCUGCAGCCGUGUCCUUCGGUAGAGAGGGAGAAUAUGUGGCCUCAGCUAAAGAUCUCCAGCUGGAGAUCUUCUUCUUCAAGAAGGAAAAGUCCUACAGGUUCUCUCUGAAGGAGGACAACAAGAAAGGAGGCAGGAACACCUUCACCUGCGUGGCCUGCCACCCCAAAGACGACUGCGUGGCUACGGGACACGAGGACGGGAAAAUCCGGCUGUGGAGAAACUUCAACCACAGAAAGGAGUACACCUACUCCACCCUGCACUGGCACCACAGCGCCGUCAGCUCGCUGUGCUUCACCCCCGAAGGCACCAACCUGCUGAGCGGAGGCGUGGAGUCGGUUCUGGUCCAGUGGAGAUACAAGCAGGAGAGCCAGCUGGACUACCUGCCGCGUCUCGGAGCCGCCAUCACGCACAUCGCCGUCUCACCAGACGGGACGCUGUUUUCUACAUCCCACAGCGACAACAAAAUCACGCUGAUCCACGGCGGCGUGAAGGUGUCGGCCAUCAUCCAGGGUCUGGUCCAAGGAGAAAGCGUCCAGACGGAUCUGCUGGUGGACCCUCGCAGCAAAGCUCUGGUGCUGAACGGAAAACCGGGUCACCUCCAGUUCUACUCGCUCCAACGAGACAAACUUCUGUUCAACCUGGACGUGGUGCAGCAGGAGUUCAUCCACCAGUCGGGUCUGGCCCAGUUCCAGGUGGUCCGGGCAGCGAUGGACGGUUCCGGCAGCUGGUUGGCCACCGUGGAGGAGAGGAAGCAGAAAGCUGCUCAGGUGGAGUUGAACCUGAAGCUGUGGGCGUUUGAUGAGCAGACCCAGAGUUUUGUGCUGAACACGACCAUCUGGGCCCCCCACGAGGCCGGGAUUACCUCCAUGUGCUUCGAGCAGGCGGGCGGCAGCGGGACCGCCCUGCUGGUGUCCAGCAGCAGAGACAGACACUACAAAGCCUGGCAGCUGGCGGCGCCGGCCCACACAGACGACGGCGCCCCCUCCUGGUCUUGUGACUUCGUCGGCGCCUACCACGGCCUGGUUCCGGAACGCUGCUGCUUCUCUGCCGACGGCUCUCUGCUGGCCGUCAGCUUCCAGGAAGUGGUGACCGUCUGGAGCCCGACUUCCUGGGAACUCCUGGUGACGCUGUCGCAGCCGCCGGGCGCCAUCAGGGAUCUCUGCUUUGGACGUCUGAGCUGCUCAAAGUAUCUCCUGGCAACAACCAGAACCCAACGGCUCUGCUGCUGGAACCUGCUCACCUGCUCCUUGGAGUGGACCACGCCGAUGGACGCCGAUCUGCUGCUGGCCGACCCGCUAUCGGAGAACAUGGCCGCCUUCUGUCACCGGGAUGGAUCCACUGACUUGUUCGUCUUCAGGCCCAGCGAGCCGCGGCCGCUGUUCUCCCAGAAGGCAGUGUGCUCGGGGCGAGUGAACCACGCUGUCUUUGCGCCGAGGGAGACGAUGCUGGAGAGCUGUGAGGAGAGCAGCCAGUGGCUGAACCGCUCCAGGCUGUACUUCCUCAGCCCGCUGAUGGACCUCCUGACCUUCACCACCAGAGCUGAGGAGGAGCGUCUGAUGGCUUCCAGCAAACAGCUGGUGGUCGACGACAGUGUUGCCAUGACGCCAUUUUACCUGCGGCUGGGCAAACAUGGACGCCAGCAGCAAGAGACGGAGGCGCGGGCGGUGAGAGGCGCUCUGCCUCAGGGUUCAGCGGCCAUCAGAGAGCUCCUGCAGAGCCCCGCCCACGUCCUCCCCGCCGCGUCCUUCCUCUGCUCCAUGUUCGUUCAGUCUCUGCUCAUCUCCGUCAACGAGCGCAGGGAGGAAACCAAACCUGCUAAGGAGGAACUGGAGAGUGAGAAAGAAGAAGAAGAAAGUUCUGAUGAGGAAACGGGAUCCAGAGUCACACGACCAGAGGAGGGAACGUCAGGCGGGCCUGAGGUGGAGGGUCUUGGCCCGGUCUUGACCAAAGCCAAGCUUAGGGAACUGAGGAGGGUGAGGAAACUGGACCAUAGCUGGGUCAGGGACCUGCUGGACUCCUGAGACUAAAAGCGGUCCUGGUACUCCAAAGAACUGGACAGUUGCUGGGUUUUUAUUAAGGAGGGAAAUUGCUAAUUGGAUUAGUAUUUGCAGCAGAACCAGGUCGGUUUGGUUCUGAUCCGUUUCAGACCUUAUUUUUGCAGUUAUUCAUGUUCCUCCUUGCUUCAUUGGACCGGAAGCAUAAGUCCUGUUUUAUUCCUGAUGUAACUAAUAAAAUGAAAGAUAAGCCAAACUGUA